Messenger RNA from Pelodiscus sinensis (Chinese soft-shelled turtle), 3284 nucleotides. The record is from RefSeq and is a predicted model, not a curated record. NCBI's taxonomy places the organism in Eukaryota, Metazoa, Chordata, Testudines, Trionychidae.
CAAUCGUCCCAGCCGGGGAGGGGGACGGGAGUAGUGCUGGGCAGGUAGCCGUGUUGUGCGCCCCUCCGCCCCCCGUUUGGAGCAUUGCUGGGGUAGCCGGAGGGGGAAGCAGAGCCGGCACCAUGCGAAAUAAACAAUCAAGUAUUUUGAAAAAUGAAGAUGCAGCACAAAGGAAAGCAGCACUUGAGGCUACUAUUAGAAAGAAGAUUGAAUAUGAGAAAAAAGCUCUGCAUGUUGUUGAACAGCUUUUGGAGGAAGAUAUAACAGAAGAAUUCCUUGUCACUUGUGGAAAUUGUAUUACCCCAUCUCACUAUAAGGAUGCUGUGGAGGAGCGUUUUAUCAUCAAACUAUGUGGCUAUCCCUUAUGUCGAAAUAGGCUAGAAAAUGUUCCUAAACAGAAGUACAGAGUUUCAACAAAAACAAACAAAGUUUAUGAUAUUACAGAAAGAAAGUGUUUUUGCAGCAAUUUUUGUUACAGAGCAUCUAAAUAUUUUGAAGCUCAGAUCCCCAAAAGUCCAGUGUGGAUGCGAGAAGAAGAAAGACCACCAGACAUAGAACUGCUGAAAAAAGGACAAAGUGGCCAGUCUGGGGAAGAAGUAAAACUUCAUGAUGAAGUCAUUAAAGUCUCAGAUAUUGAAAAUCCUAAGACAUCAACAAGCCAAUGUGACUCUGGUUCCCAUGGUACAUACAGUGACAGCAGUAGUGAUACUGAGCAAGAAUUUGUUUCAUCUAUUCUACCAGGAAGCCAAUUAAAUGUAACCACUCAGGUGCAACCAUUGCACAAAAAGAAUAUACUCACAAACAAACAUGGUCAGAAUAUAAAUUCCAUGCAUAGAGAUGGAGACCAUAGGGUGAUAAAUGUCACCAAACAAUUAAGUGAGUGCAAAUUAGAUAUCAAGGAAAAAAAGAGUAUUAGUCCUGUUAGCAUUCAAAAUAAAGUAACUGACAUUUCUUCAGACACUAUAAUGUCUGCAAAUUUAGAAAAUACAGAAAACUGUGAUAAUAGCUGUAGUGGUUCACAAGUAGUUUUGCUAGGUGUGAGCAAAAAGGGGGCAGAACAACUGAAAAAAAUACUUGCUAAAUCAAAACAUAUCAAACCUGAAUUGAAUGCACCGAUUGAUUCUCUUGCUGCUACACGUAAUUUGUUGGAUGUGCUUAAGCAGACUUUUAUUGAAUGGAGGACUGAAGAAACUUUAAAAUUUCUCUGUGGUUCCAAUUAUACUGCUCUACACUUACUGGAACACACAUCAGCUGUUAAAUGUGAGAGAGAAGAACUUGAUGAGGAUGACUUAGAAACAGCAGAUGACUUUUAUGAUGAUGCAGCUGUUGCAAGGGAAUCUAAACUCAGUUUGAACCAGUCUUUGCCUUUUGGGGGCUUAGGUGCAAUAGCUAAACCUUUGCCUAGCUAUGGAAAGCUAAAAGAAGAAACAGAACUAUUAGGACUAAGAGUAAAGGAAUUCUAUAAAGGAAAGUGCCUCUUGGCUGAAGAAGCAACAACACAGGUGAAAGAAGUGGAGCAUCCUAGCAGUGUUAAAGAUGACCAGCAGGGUGAUCCCAUUCUUCCACUUGUAGAUUCUCAUGCCCAAAAGCAGAUUCGAAAGCAGAUUGUACUGGAAAAAUUGAGAAAAGUAUUGCCUGCAGUUUUGGGCCCUCUUCAGAUUACACUGGGUGAUGUUUACACGGAGCUGAAAAACCUUGUCAAAACUUUCAGCAAGAAGAAACAAAUCACUGGGUCUUUUCUCCAUUCAUACCUGGACUUUUGCUGCAGCAGUGGCUGGUCACAAAUACUGCCUCAUGGACAUGAGGAUAAAACAAUGCAUUGGACUCCAAUUCUGUGAUCACUUGUAUGACCAGACUUAACUUUACUCACAUGAGUAAUCUCACUGAUUCAACAACAUACAAGGGAUAGUUAAACAAUUUGCUGAAGUACUUGGAAGAUUCAGGUUUUUAAAGUAUCACUUGAUAUGUUAUGGGGAUUAAAAUGCUGAAUAAAAGAAUAAGUGGGCAUCUCUGAUAAAUAUAAGUUCUUAUGCUUUCUGCACUGGAAGUACUUCAGUCUGAAAAACUGCUGAAGGUCCAUUAUGGAGGAUAAAAUGCAUGGUCAUAAUGUGGGAGAGUUUAGCUAAAGGAGGGUAAAAGAAAACGUGAACUGAGCAACAGCUAUUUUCUGCUCCAUUGGUUUUUAAAGAAACACUUGCAGUUCAGCCUCUUUUGAGCAGCAUUUUGUUCAAUCACCACUGCUGAAAAGCGCUCUAAAGAGUUCUCUGGAGACAUUUCAGAUGUUUAUAGUUCUUCCCAAGCAAAGUCCCUCAGUGUCUGCAAGCUUUUGUUAUGAAAACUGAGAUGUCAAAUAACUCUCCAGAGUCUGUCAGGGCACUUUGUUAAAGUCCAAGAGGAAAUGUAGUUAUUUACAUAGAAAUCUAGGUUGAAUGAUUAAGGGAGUAAAAUAAAGGGACCUGAUGGGAGAGGUAAUAUCUUCUAUUGAACCAAUUCUCAUAAAACUGAUAUAAAUACUUUUUCAUCCAAUGCACAAUCAGCUCAUAGAAUUCAUUGUCCCGAGUUACCACCAAAAACAAGAGCUUAGCAGGAUUUUUUUAAAAUUAUCGGAAAAUUUAUACAGAUAAUGAGACUGUCUAGAAUUGUUAUAGUAUGAAAACAAAAUAGGCAUUUGGAUAUAAACAUUUAUGCUCUUCAGCACAUAAGCCAGUCCCUAUCGGAGGUAGGAAGAAACUUUUCCAAGGGCAUGUUAUCCAGUAACUGCCUAUUGGAGUUUUCUUGUACCUUCAUCUGAAUUACCUGCACCUGGCCACAUUUUGAAACGGUGUACUGGAUCUGAUUCAGUAUGGCAACUCCUAUGUUUCUUGGCAGUUAAUCUGUAACCAUUUCCUUUCAAGGUGACCACCUAACUCUCAGCGUAAGGGGAGGCAGUACAUUCUGUCCCUGGGAUAAGCUAGCCCUGGUAUUGUUUAAAAGAGCGUCCUUUCUGAAAAUUCUGGAUUGUUGUCUGAACCAAGUUUUGGCCCAAAAGCAUGGUGAAUGUGCUUGAAUCUCAUCUCCCAUUUGUUGUACCCUACUCCUGUUAAGAGGCAAGGAUCAAGCAUUAUACCAUUUCUUGCCAGAGGUGUAUCUGAUCAUUAAUGACUCAGGCAGAUGACCCUGAUUUAAUAAAAAAAAAUGUACCGAAGUAACAUGAUAGAUGAUUGGCAUUUUGAUGCUAAAAUAAGGUUCCCAAACUCCUGGCCAGUGGGUCAUUUAUGGGCCAAAACAUAUUUGCAGUCCAGACU